AUGGUCUGGCUAAAGACUGGGGCAUUGCAGAGGCUCGCACAUGCAAGGAAUAUAUGUGCACGAGGCGCAUUAAGGCAGCGACAAGGAGCGCUGCAGCGGCUGCCUUGCGUGCGAGAUCGCUUGAUAUCCACCACCAGAGUCUUGGGAUCAGAUCACCAUACAGAGCAAGAACCGAUUUUCACACGGAACACACUAAUUGAUCAGUCACAAAGCGUCCCCCAAACCCUUCACAAGGCCGAAAUCGAGGCCUACCGAGACAUUCGUGGAUAUCUUUCAAACUGGCAAGCAAAUAAUCCUAAUUUGUUGGAUCCUAUUCGAGAACCAAAUCAUGAUCUGGACUCAGGUCCGGUGAUGGGCAAUAUGCCCAACGGUCGGGACAAUUAUGGUGAUAACGUGUGGAACAAUCCGGGCAUCUCGCACGAGGAUGACAUGGAUACGUCGGAGGAGUUUCAUGGCGAUCAUCUCGAGCCGGGUGAUAUGGUUGCAGAGCUGCUCGGGGAUGGAACAUUUCGAUGGGCAAUCUAUGUGCAAUCCAUCCAGAGACGACCGCAGUUCUACACCACCCGCGGGAACUGGCGUCUCUGCAAAGCUCGCGAACUGGACUAUGUGAUCAAGGGCUUUGCUCCUCCCGAACUACUGGAUGCGAUCAAACCGUAUUUUCCCAAUACAGUGCCCCUGGUCAACUAUGAGAUCCAGUCCGUGCCAGAAGGAGGCGUUCCGCGGCCACUUGGUGCCCCUCUUUUGGAGAUGAUGAACAACUUCCAAGCUCAUGUCUUAGACUUCUACAGACUUAACUCGGCGAAGCUGGACAACAUGCAUGAUCUGGUCGCCGAUGACUCUGAAUUUCGUCGCUUGAGCAUUGAGGAAUUGACUAUGAAAGUCCUGGACAUCGAAGAGUCCGAGCUUAACAGCGUCAACCUCUUUGUGGUUCACCAGGCUGUUCGAAACAAUUCAUUCCUAAUUGAGAAGGACUCUACCUCACUGUUCAGUUUCAUGUACCUUGUACAACCCAAGCGGAUCGCCAAAACUGUUGAAACUGUCACCACUUGGGUUCAUGAGCAUCAGGACUAUCUGACUCGCUUCGCUAUGCGACACACUCGCCAGACGUACCAUGAUCAAAUAGCCACAACUACCAGCGGAAUGACGGCGGACAAGUUCUCACAGCAUCCAAUUCAGCGAUUCACCGCUAAGGCACAGCGCCUGAUUCGCCUCAGUCGAAGGUCGCGCUCGCCUACAAUAAUGUCUAGUGUGGGCCCGACAUCGCAGCAGUUUAAAGCUGGGCAAGAUGGCAAGGCGAUGGUGUUCCGCGAGGUCUUGACCGAACAGUUCGAUCGGAAUGACCAAAUAAUUAUAGAAUACCUCCAGCUAUAUGCCACUCCAUCGGUGAUCAUGCCAUCGGGUACGUUGAAGUCGACAGCCUCGCAUAUUAUGCGGGUCACAGGCAUGUACAAUACUCUCGGCCUCAGCGACACUUCUACCCGUAUCUUCUUACAGGAGCUAGGCGUCAUCUCCCCGUGGGAGAAUCUGAGUCUGCUGGAUCAGAACUUAAUGCUACCAGGACACGGGGUCUCUCUCCUGGAGGAUAUGCGCUGGGAGGAAAUCGAGGAAUCUUGCAAGGACGCCGAUUCUCUAGUCGAUUCUAUGCAGCAUCUACGGAAAGACUGGGGUAAUCUGCCGGUUUAUUGUAUUGAUGAUGUCACCGCACAGGAGAUUGACGAUGCCGUCUCCCUGGAGCGCAUUCCUGCAUCGGAAGACACAUUCUGGGUGCAUAUCCACGUCGCCAAUCCAACGGCUUUCUUGCAAAAUAAUGACCCUAUUAUCGAGUACGCUGCCUCGCGACUGGCGACCACAUAUGCUCCAGAGCGCACAUACCCUAUUUUCCCGGAAUCACUCACACAGGGGCACUUCAGUCUUGCACCCGGCCGGCCGGCGCUGACAUUCAGUGCGAAGAUGAACCUAGAUGGGGAGAUUCUAGACACUGCGGUGGCUAACGGAACUGUACACAAUGUCAUCAGUCUCACGCAUCGCACCCUCCGGAAAUAUCUCAAUCCCGAUUUCAAUGAGUCUCAGGAGACUCUCACUGUCGGCAACCUUAUCGAUACCCCGUUACCCAGGGGAAAAGAUUUCCGCGAGACACUCACAGCCGAAGAUAAAGACACAUUUACCAUUCUUCGCAAACUCAUGCUCGGUUUCCGUACCCAGCGCCAGAAGAACGGCGCCAUGGACAUGCAAUCCCUGCGCCCGAACAUGUUGCUCACUGUCCAGGCAGGCACAGAACCACUUAAGCCCUACGAGAUUCAAGUCACAGAGGGAAGACUCUUCAUCGGUGAUCCAACCAUCCAACUACGCAUCCAGGAUUCCAACCCCCACGAGGUCCGCGACGAGUCAAAGGUCUAUCUCGUCUCUAUGUUGAUGAACCUGGCUGGCCAUAUCGCUGGCCAGUUCUGUGCUACUCGCAACAUUCCCGCUGUCUACGACGGAACAUGGUAUGAUCCGGAGUACGAACGCGUCACACCCGAGAACAUGAGCCAGUUCGGUGGUCAGAAGUUUUUGCACUUGGCUAUGCCCAGGGCAUUCUCCUCUUCCGAGCCUGUGCAUCAUCAUAUGCUUGGAUUGGAUGCGUAUAUCAAGAGCACUAGUCCAUUGCGUCGGUUCACAGAUGUGAUUGCGCAUUACCAGAUUGAGGCUGCGUUACGUUUUGAAGCUGAGCAUGGUCGUCCAUUUGAUGGAGUCAUUGAUAUGCUCGACCAGAUUGAAGAGGCCCACAAUCAGGCUUUGCCGGCCGAGACUGAAGCCGAAGCUGAAAGCACAUCCAAAUAUGAAUCCGAAUCCAACUCUCCGCCCCUCCCAUACACAAAAUCCGACAUAGACUCCCACAUCCUCUUCUCAGCCCCUAUCCGCGCACGUCUCCGCGAAGUCAGCAAUUACUCGAAUCAGCACUGGGCUUGCAUGCUCCUCUUUCGCGCAUUCUAUUUCGCUGGCUGUCCACUACCAGAAACCUUUCCCGUCGUUCUACGCAUGCCGCGCGUCCUCCCUGUGCGCGAUGGAACUGUCUAUUCUGGCGUGAUUGCUAAUCUGGGAGUUGGCUGUUCUGUUACUAUUACGGAUGAUUGCCCGGAUAAGGAGCGGAUGAAUAUCUUUGGAAUUGUGGAUGCGAAGAUCGUUGCUGUUGAUAUGGCCAGUUUGGAGGUUAAGAUGGAGGCUGUGGGGUUGAUAAGGGAGUAUGAAAGGGUUGGGGAGUGGGCUUGA
This is a messenger RNA of Penicillium odoratum, 3249 nucleotides long. Its product is annotated as exoribonuclease II. Gene Ontology annotation, cellular component: exosome (RNase complex); P-body. NCBI's taxonomy places the organism in Eukaryota, Fungi, Ascomycota, Eurotiomycetes, Eurotiales, Aspergillaceae. Gene Ontology annotation, molecular function: 3'-5'-RNA exonuclease activity; RNA binding. The coding region runs from base 1 to 3249 and encodes 1082 amino acids. The record is from RefSeq and is a predicted model, not a curated record. The transcript has 2 exons. Gene Ontology annotation, biological process: mRNA catabolic process.